AUGGCUCAGAACUUGAGGAAUCUGAUUUUUAAAGGGAUUGAUGAAGGUGUCAUUCCGACACUUAUGGACUUUAUCAGAGUUCCUAAUCUUUCACCUUUAUAUGAUAGUGAAUGGGAAACCAAUGGAAGGAUGGAGCAAGCCAUUUCAGUGAUUACUGGGUAUAUGGACUCUUUAAACAUCAGAAAUUUCACUAAAGAAAUCAUCAGAGAGCCUGGAAAAGCUCCAAUUCUAUUUGGCGAAGUCCAAGCCACCCAGCCUGGCCUUGGAACAGUAUUGAUUUAUGGGCAUAUUGACAAGCAGCCACAUUUCACAGGCUGGAUUGAAGGAGCCAAUAAUACAGAGCCAGCUAUUAUUAAUGGAAAACUAUAUGGAAGAGGUGGAGGCGAUGAUGGUUACUCUAUGCCUACAGCAGCAUUAUUGGUGAAAACAUUGCAGACCUUAGAAAUCCCACAUGGAAGAAUUGUGAUUAUUGGAGAAAAUGAAGAAGAAAGCGGCAGCAUCAAUUUAAAGUAUUAUUUAAAUAAACUUAAAGACAGAAUUGGGGAGCCUGAAGUCACUUUUUGCUUGGAUUCUGGAAUAUACCUUAUUAUAUUCAGUUAUUAAUUAUGAUAAUGCAUUUUUCAUUAAUUUUUUCUAGGUUUUUAUUAAAAAUAAAUAGGGAUAGGAGAUUAUGAGCAUUUUUGGAUCACAAAUAGCCUUAGAGGUGUAUUGAAAAUUGACGUCACUGUAAGGCUGAUCAAUGAAGGUGUUCACUCAGGAGGCUCAGGAGUAAUCCCAGAUUCUUUUAGAAUUUUACGUCAACUGCUUGACAGAAUUGAAGACUCAAAAUCCGGAGAAAUUUUGCUGCCAGAACUUCAUACGCAGAUUCCUCCAGAAAUUUAUGCACAAGCAGCAGCUACAGCUUCUAUUAUUGAUGAAGUAAAAUCUGUGUCAUGGGUGUCAGGUGGGAAGCCAGUGACUGAGGAUAAAGUCAUGCAGACGGUUAAUCAGACUUGGAAACCUACAUUGUGUGUGGUUGGGGCUGAAGGAUUUCCAACAAUUCAAAAUGCUGGAAAUUUAUGCUUUAUUUGUAUAUUUUACAUAAUAUUGAUAAAAAAUUUACCCUUAUUUUUUUACAAAAAUUAGGCCAUUUUUUAAAAUUAUUGUUUUAUAUUAUAAUAAAUGAAGCAUAAUAAGACCUUAUACCUCUGUAAGGCUUUCAAUCAGACUUCCUCCAGGAAUUAAUGGCCCAGCAGCACAAGAAAGAGUUAUCCAUGAGCUUACUAGAGACCCUCCAUAUGGUGCUCAUAUAGAAAUAAAAACUGCAAAGCCUAAUGAAGGAUGGAGGCUUCAGCCUUUGUCCCCUUGGCUUUCAGAAUCCAUUCAAAGAGCCUCUCAAGAAUAUUUUGGAAAAGAUGCUCUUUAUUUUGGUGUUGGAGGAAGCAUCCAUUUAAUGGGUAUGCUUGCUGAAAUUUUCCCGAGCACCGAGCUAUUAGUUACUGGGAUUUUAGGUACUGAUAGCGGUGCUCAUAGCUGCAAUGAAAACCUUAGAAUUGAUUACUUGAGGUCCUUUGCAUGCUGUGUCGGCUCUAUUUUAGCAGACCACGCUAGAAAAUAA
Molecule: messenger RNA, 1597 nt
Organism: Blepharisma stoltei
Lineage: Eukaryota; Ciliophora; Heterotrichea; Heterotrichida; Blepharismidae
Source: the annotation of a GenBank genome assembly